CCUGGCCACAGUGGAGCUGAGGCCACGCCCGGUCUGUGAUGUGCUGCUCGCUGAGAGCGGACCGUGAAGGCACCGUGAAUGUGGGUCACAUGACAGGCCAGCCUCUCCGACUGAUCUGAUACACAGCUAAUAAUCAUGCCGACCACGCAGCAGUCUCCCCAGGAUGAGCAGGAGAAGCUUCUGGAUGAAGCUGUGCAGGCUGUCAAGGUCCAGUCUUUCCAGAUGAAGCGAUGUCUGGACAAGAACAAGCUGAUGGAUGCUCUGAAGCAUGCCUCUAACAUGCUGGGUGAGCUGAGGACCUCCAUGCUCUCUCCAAAGAGCUACUAUGAGCUCUAUAUGGCCAUCUCUGACGAACUCCACUACCUGGAGGUUUAUUUGACUGAUGAGUUUGCGAAGGGACGCAAGGUAGCCGAUCUGUAUGAGCUGGUCCAGUAUGCAGGGAACAUCAUCCCCAGACUGUAUCUGUUAAUCACAGUGGGUGUGGUGUACGUUCGCUCCUUCCCCCAGUCUCGUAAGGACAUCUUGAAGGACCUGGUUGAGAUGUGUCGUGGUGUCCAGCACCCACUCAGAGGUCUCUUCCUCAGAAACUACCUGUUGCAGUGCACCCGCAAUAUCUUGCCGGAUGAUGGAGAGCAGCCAGAGGGAUCAGAGGAGAUGACCGGUGAUAUCAAUGACUCCAUUGACUUUGUCCUGCUGAACUUUGCGGAAAUGAACAAGUUGUGGGUCCGAAUGCAGCAUCAGGGUCACAGCCGAGACAGAGAAAAGAGAGAAAAGGAACGACAAGAACUUAGGAUUCUGGUUGGCACCAACCUAGUUCGCCUUAGCCAGCUGGAGGGUGUCAAUGUGGACAAGUACAAACAGAUUGUUCUUGCUGGAGUGCUGGAGCAGGUUGUGAACUGCAGAGACCCGUUGGCUCAGGAGUAUCUAAUGGAGUGCAUCAUUCAGGUUUUUCCCGAUGAGUUCCACCUUCAGACCCUGAACCCUUUCCUGCGCUCCUGUGCUGAGCUUCAUCAACACGUCAAUGUCAAGAACAUCAUCAUCGCCCUCAUUGACAGACUCGCUCUGUUUGCUCAUCGAGAAGACGGCCCCGGCAUUCCAGCUGAGAUCAAACUGUUUGACAUCUUCUCUCAACAAGUGGCCACUGUCAUUCAGUCUCGCCAGGACAUGCCAUCAGAGGACGUGGUCUCUCUCCAAGUGUCCCUCAUCAAUUUGGCCAUGAAAUGUUACCCUGACCGUGUUGACUAUGUAGAUAAGGUCCUGGAGAGCACUGUGGAGAUAUUCAACAAGCUCAACUUGGAACACAUAGCGACCAGCAGUGCAGUGUCAAAGGAGCUCACCAGACUGUUGAAGAUCCCAGUGGACACCUACAACAACAUCCUGACCGUGUUGCAGCUCAAGCACUUUCCACCUCUCUUCGAGUACUUUGACUACGAGUCACGCAAGAGCAUGAGUUGCUACGUGCUGAGCAACACGCUGGAAUACAACACCACCAUUGUGGCCCAGGAACAGGUGGAUUCCAUUUUGACUUUGGCAUCCACGCUGAUCCAGGACCAGCCAGACCAGCCAGCUGAUGAUCCUGACCCUGAGGACUUUGCUGAGGAGCAAAGCCUUGUGGGUCGUUUCAUCCACCUUCUCCACUCUGAAGAUCCAGAUCAACAGUACCUUAUUCUGAACACAGCCCGAAAACACUUUGGCGCCGGUGGAAACCAAAGGAUUCGCUACACACUCCCUCCUCUGGUGUUCGCUGCCUACCAGCUGGCCUUCAGAUACAAGGAAACCUCCUCACUGGAUGACAAGUGGGAAAAGAAGUGUCAGAAGAUCUUUUCCUUCGCCCACCAGACCAUCAGUGCACUUAUCAAGGCUGAGCUUGCUGAGCUGCCUCUUCGACUCUUCUUGCAGGGGGCGCUGGCUGCAGGCGAGAUCGGCUUUGAGAACCAUGAGACUGUAGCAUAUGAGUUCAUGUCCCAGGCCUUCUCCCUGUAUGAGGAUGAGAUAAGUGACUCCAAAGCCCAGUUGGCAGCCAUCACACUAAUCAUCGGUACCUUUGAGCGAAUGCGUUGUUUCAGUGAGGAAAACCACGAGCCACUGAGGACUCAGUGUGCGCUAGCUGCCUCCAAGCUCCUGAAGAAGCCUGACCAGUGCCGAGCCGUCAGCAUCUGCGCCCAUCUCUUCUGGUCAGGUCGCAGCACUGAAAAAAACGGUGAAGAGAUACGCGAUGGUAAGCGGGUGAUGGAGUGUCUAAAGAAAGCCCUGAAGAUUGCCAACCAGUGCAUGGACCCAUCGCUGCAAGUCCAGCUUUUCAUUGAAAUCCUCAACAGAUACGUCUGCUUCUAUGAGAGAGAAAACGACGCGGUGACUGUCCAGGUAUUAAAUCAGCUGAUCCAAAAGAUAAGGGAAGAUCUUCCCAAUCUGGAGGCAAGUGAGGAAACGGAGCAGAUCAACAAACACUUCCACAACACACUGGAGCAUCUUCGCCUGCAGAGGGAAUCCCCUGAGUCCGAGGGUCCUGCUUAUGAGGGCCUGGUCCUUUAAAACUAGGCAGGUUGGAAGGAUGAGAAGCCCAUCCAUAGAUGUCUCACUAUAUUAUGAGUAUAAAACUACACACACUCACAAGGACACACAAAGGCGAGGGAUAAAAAUAAACAUCAAGAAAUGCUAAAAGAACUCAGCCCUUUAUUUUUUUUAUUUUAUUAUUAUUAUUAUUCAUUUUUGGCAUCAUUUUCUCCUCACUUUCCCUUAAGAGCAGAACUAUUCUCUGCAACUGGUUGGAGAUGUUACAUUUUAAGAAAUGUGUGUCAGCAACAUUGUACUUAGCUUCGAUUUGCAAAUGUGGCAAGUCUCAGGCAUCAUUCCUUUAUGAAUUCAUACUUGACCAAUUUAUCUUUAACCUGCAUCACGUUAUUGUUGAUAGUAGACUUACUAGCUGUGAUAGGUGUAUACACUGAGUCAUCAACCCCUCACUUGUUCACAUCUUUCCAUACAGAAAAGUGGAUUUAUUAGCUGAGCGUAUAAAGGCUACAUAACAUUGUAGUUGUGUUACAGCUGUGAAACACGUGAGCUAGUUUCCAAAUCUGAAUAAUGAAUAACUCUGCUGUUCUUUAGGAUGGCUUUGUGGCACAUUGUAAACAGGAUGGCACCGACCAAGUCUAAACAAAUUGAACCACAUGAAAACUUUGGCCCUGCAGGAAUGACACAGAUACUUUUAUUCCCACUAAAAAAACAGACCAAUGUUUCGGAGUGGAGCACCUUUUCAUCACAUCAUGCUUUGACUGUGGGAACUUAUGUCAGUUCAGUUAAUGAUUGUGCCAGCAUUGCAUGAACCUCAGUUCUUACGCCAUCCCAGCUGGGCUGCAAGUUAACAACCUAAAGUCUAGUCAUUUGUAUGUGGGAAAUAUUUCAUAUUUUUUCAAAAGAUCCUAUAUCCUCUCACUUCUUAGUAGUGCUUCUUUUUGAUUCCAUCAUAAUUGUCUCUCCAUAUCAUGUGUAUUAGUUUAUAUCUGGACUUCUCAUCAAUGAAUUGACACGUUCAGAACUGCAGCAUGUAUUUGCAUGCUCUAGUAUGCUUGUACCAUAAGGCCCAAUUUACUCUACAUUGAUCCCACCAACUAUAAUGUCUGACUUUGUCAAAACAAAUUCUGUGAAAUCCUGGGGGAGCUGCAGCAAUUCCUCAGGAUUGUAGAUGCUUGACAACUUGCCAUACUGAGUACGUAACCAUGUACUGUUUGUGUGUAAAAUUUUGGAAUUAUUUGCUGCAGCAUCUGACAGUGUCUGCUGAUCUCUCUUCUUUUUAUUUUUAGCUAUUGUUGAUUUGUUGAAGACACUCUUCACCAAUUUCUCUCCCUUUUUGAAUCUGUGUGUAAACCCACUUGUAAAUCAGAUAAAGAAGAUUAAAUAGCAAAUAUCAUUGUCAUUUACUGAAAUAAAAUUGAAAUUAACAAUAAA
This is a messenger RNA of Hippoglossus stenolepis (Pacific halibut), 3942 nucleotides long. RefSeq names its product VPS35 retromer complex component (gene vps35). The record is from RefSeq and is a predicted model, not a curated record. NCBI's taxonomy places the organism in Eukaryota, Metazoa, Chordata, Actinopteri, Pleuronectiformes, Pleuronectidae. The transcript is spliced from 17 exons. Gene Ontology annotation, cellular component: late endosome; retromer, cargo-selective complex; retromer complex. Gene Ontology annotation, biological process: intracellular protein transport; retrograde transport, endosome to Golgi. The coding region runs from base 136 to 2532 and encodes 798 amino acids.